AUGUUUCACUCCAUACUUCUUCAGAAGACCAGCAAAGAUCUUGUUGAUGAAGUGGUUCCCCCCGUCGCUUAUCACAACUCUCGGGAUUCCGUAUCUAGGAAAGAUGACGGAUUUGAACAGCUUGAGCACUGGCUUGUGAUCGUUGGCAGGGCACGCGAUCGCUUAAACCCACUUGGACACGUAAUCGACCGCAACCAGCUGGCUCCUCCACAAUUCCACCAUACACUCGGGAGUCAAUGCAGGAAGCGACCGACUCGCUUUUCCAGUUCCCUUACUGAAGGUUUGAGCUUGGAAGAAAGUGUUAGGAUUAUGACCGACAAGAGAGAAAUCCCAUAUAGAUCUGGCUCACGCUUUCUGAGUCAGUUAGAUCUAGGUUUGGGGGUGCUAUAUGUUGAGCUCGAUCGAGCUAUCUUUGAUGUCGAGGGAAUUGAGAUAGAGUCAGAAAAGGGAAAAUAA
This is a messenger RNA of Microthlaspi erraticum, 456 nucleotides long. The record is from the annotation of a GenBank genome assembly. NCBI's taxonomy places the organism in Eukaryota, Viridiplantae, Streptophyta, Magnoliopsida, Brassicales, Brassicaceae.